AUGCAAUAUUUCCAAGUAAAUGGCAAAGUUUUAAUGAUUUCACAAAAUUUUGGAGAUAAAUUAAAUAUAGAACCCAAAAUUUCGGAUUUAGGCCUAUCUAGACCAAUAAAUGAAUUAUCCAUAAAUAGGGGAAUAUAUGUUCAAGAAUGGAAAAUAAUUUUGAACAAAGAAACAGAAGAAUUGGAUCAAAGUCAAAUUGAAAUAAAAAAUAAAUUUUUAAAUGCAGAUAAAAUAAUUCCUACAAUAAGAACAACCCAGAAACAGU
Racocetra fulgida is the source of this 265-nucleotide messenger RNA. The record is from the annotation of a GenBank genome assembly. NCBI's taxonomy places the organism in Eukaryota, Fungi, Glomeromycota, Glomeromycetes, Diversisporales, Gigasporaceae.